AUGCGUGAGGCAUUUUGCGUAACGCAUUUGGUGCGAAACUUCAACUCCAAAUUUGGUUCUGACCUGGAUGGGAAGAUUGAGCUUGCUGCUGCAGCAUUGACACGUGAUGUGCAUCGAGGGAUGAUGGAGAAGAUAGAGGAGGAGUGUCCAGGGGGGAGAGAGUACUUGGAGAAAGAUGAGGGGAUUGCUGGUGAGGAUGAAGAGGCUGUAGUUGGGGAAGAGGAGUUUGAUAGUGACACGGAUUGUUCUAGUGAGGACUCAGAUGAUGAAAUAUUGGAUGAAGCUGUUCACAGGGAUGAAGCAGAGGUGAGCGCUGCACCACAAGAGGCCACAAGAGGGAGGGGAGGAAGGACAGGGAGGGGAGGAAGGACAGGGAGAGGAGGAAGGACAGGGAGAGGAGGAAGGACAGGGAGAGGAGGAAGGACAGGGAGAGGAGGAAGGACAGGGAGAGGUGGAAGGGUUGGACCCGGAGUGGAGGCGGGGAGUGGUGGAGCAGCAGAUGGGGGAUUGGAGGCGGGGAGUGGUGGAGCAGCAGAUGGGAGAGUGGAGGCGGGGAAUGGUGGAGCAGCAGAUGGGGGAGUGGAGGCGGGGAGUGGUGGAGCAGCAGAUGGGGGAGUGGAGGCGGGGAGUGGUGGAGCAGCAGAUGGGGGAGUGGAGGCGGGGAGUGGUGGAGCAGCAGAUGGGGGAGUGGAGGCUGGGAGUGGUGGAGCAGCAGAUGGGGGAGUGGAGGCGGGGAGGGGAAGAAAUCUGGGGAGGGGAAGAUGA
Messenger RNA from Closterium sp. Naga37s-1, 765 nucleotides. NCBI's taxonomy places the organism in Eukaryota, Viridiplantae, Streptophyta, Zygnematophyceae, Desmidiales, Closteriaceae. The record is from the annotation of a GenBank genome assembly.